This is a messenger RNA of Penicillium canariense, 582 nucleotides long. RefSeq lists its product as uncharacterized. Gene Ontology annotation, molecular function: catalytic activity. The transcript is spliced from 2 exons. The record is from RefSeq and is a predicted model, not a curated record. Lineage: Eukaryota; Fungi; Ascomycota; Eurotiomycetes; Eurotiales; Aspergillaceae. The coding region runs from base 1 to 582 and encodes 193 amino acids.
AUGUCCCAUACCCUAAUACAUUAUCUCUCGUCUGUCGGGAGAGCGGCCUUGACUCCCCCGCUUCUCUAUCGUCGGAAUCCGCCGUGGAGCUGUCGACGGGGCGGUCCAUAUAUCUUGGCGUCGCAUCCACCGAACUAUCCCCCGGAUACCCCAUUACACCAUGACACUUUCCCCGCUGAUGCACAAAUCGACGACGCGGCAUCGAAAUGUCUGGCGCUUCAAAAGUCUGGCCAAGAUCGCCAUGACAGGAGGCCAUCUGCAGCUCUGCUACUGGCCCGAGACAAUGGAACGCAGUUGAUGUCGUCGUUAUCCCUAUCGUAUGUCCGUCACGCCGAGUGUGAGCUGGCUCGCAAUGCGGCGGACAACUAUUGCUGGGACUAUCUUGCGGGAUGUACCAUGGUAUCAGCCUGGGAACCCUGCGCCAUGCGUGCGGCCACCCUCUACUGGUCGCACAUCGGGCGACUGGUGUAUCUGGCGUCGGAGCAAACGCUGCAGAAGUUGACCGACGAGGGUAAUACGGAAAAUCUCACGCUCGACCUACCUUGUCACCAGGUUUUUCGCAGCCGGUCAGAGCAAAGUUGA